UUCCUCUUCUCUCGAGGUGGAGACACGAAAGGCGGUAUAGGAAGGUGUCCGUCAACCAUGGCCAAAGGAAGACAUCGAAAGCCGGAGAAGACGGCGCUGCCUGCGGGCGCGCAGGUCAUGACGGGCAAAAGUCGGAGUAGACAAAAGGCAUCGACCUACUCACGGCCCUUGCCCGUCCGCGUGCAAGGGGCAGAGGUGCCGGGGAAGAGGCCGACAAAGAGCACAGAGGGCUGGUUACAGUACCUCUGGAGGCUAGCUGGCUUUCCGUCCUCAAGCGAGAAGAAGGGCAAGGAGCAAGAGGAGGGAGAAGAGCUCGUCACGGGCCGGUGGGAUCCUAUGUCGAAGUCGGUGCAGUUAGAAGUGAGCGUUCCGAUACAAGGCGGGCCUGGACCGAGACAGGAACGGAGCAAAGCGAUGCGCCUGCUGUGGGAGUGCGGCUUCUUUGGCAAGGGGACUCUGAGCAGGAGUGAGCCGACGUGGCGAAUGCGGCAGAUCAACACCAUACGGAUCGUGCGAGAACGUGAGAGAGGCGGCAAGAAGGUCUUCACGCCUGAGGAGCUGACGGCACUUCGGCGAAAGGAGAGAAAAGCGGCGAAGAUCGAGCGAGCGAGGCUUGCCGUCCGGGCUGGACAGCAGCUCCCGGACGGCAUCACAGCCCUCGGCGGCACUCUGACCGAGGAGGACGAGCGAGAAAUUGAGCGACAGGUCGAGCAGGAGAUGAAGCAGGAGGCUGGCGAGGGAGCCUACGGAAAGCACAUUCCUGGCCUCAUUUAUCUCAAACCUUCAGCGGAGAGCACGAAGGAACGCUCGUCCGCUCCUGCUGUCGCUGAUGGUGAUAUGUCUGUGACGCAGAAGAGUGCUAAACGCGACGACGACGACGAUGACUACAUUGACGUCGAAGAUGUCGAGAGGCUCCAACUCAGCAGCUACGAAACGCUCUUCUUGGCGGGCAUGAUCGGAGUCCUGCAGGUCAUCGAUGAGAGAGGCAACGUGAUCCCGUUGCCAGACCUCUACGGCCUGCUGCUGAGCAACUCGCUCCCACCGACGCUCCUCCCGACCUCUCCCCUCUCUCGGCCUUCUGCCGAGCUUGUCGCCUCGGUCUCUCGACACUGGGCCAGACCCGACAACCCCUUUCUCAUCACCUAUGUCGCCUAUCACCACUAUCGAUCCCUCGGCUGGGUCGUCCGAUCCGGCCUCAAGUUCUGCGUGGAUCUGCUAUUGUACAAAAAGGGGCCAGCAUUUUCACAUGCCGAGUUCGGCGUCGUCGUCGUUCCUACCUACGAGGACGGGGACGACGACGACGACGACGACGACGUGGAGAGCAAGACGCCAGCGCCAUUUGGACCGAGAGAGGCACAAAAGGACUGGGUAUGGUUUUCGUCGACGAAUCGAGUCCAGAGCCAGGUCCUCAAAACGCUCAUCCUCUGCCACGUCGCGGUCCCUUCGGUGAAGCGCAUCGGUGAGGAGCAGCUCAAGCGGCCGGAAGCUUUUGUCGACGCUCUCCAGUCUGGUCAAAGCUAUUCGGUCAGAGAGACAGCCAUCCGGAGAUGGGUGCCCGCCAGGAUGAAGCCAUGAUUGCCACACCUUUUUCUUCCUUCAUCAUGUUCUAGUACAGCAUUCAGUCACCACACGGCCAUCAGACGCGAAUCAUCUUGUGUAAUAACAUGAAUUCCUUUUGGGUGCACUUCUAGCGAUGCGUGAUGUUGUUCUCUUUCCUUUUACUCCUUUGCUUUCCCCUUGCCCUUUGCCUUCCGU
Acaromyces ingoldii is the source of this 1755-nucleotide messenger RNA. RefSeq lists its product as hypothetical. Gene Ontology annotation, biological process: tRNA-type intron splice site recognition and cleavage; tRNA splicing, via endonucleolytic cleavage and ligation. Bases 58 to 1575 code for a protein of 505 amino acids. Gene Ontology annotation, cellular component: tRNA-intron endonuclease complex. Lineage: Eukaryota; Fungi; Basidiomycota; Exobasidiomycetes; Exobasidiales; Cryptobasidiaceae. Gene Ontology annotation, molecular function: nucleic acid binding; tRNA-intron lyase activity. The transcript has 2 exons. The record is from RefSeq and is a predicted model, not a curated record.